Ananas comosus (pineapple) is the source of this 698-nucleotide messenger RNA. Its product is annotated as lachrymatory-factor synthase. The transcript has a single exon. The coding region runs from base 66 to 569 and encodes 167 amino acids. NCBI's taxonomy places the organism in Eukaryota, Viridiplantae, Streptophyta, Magnoliopsida, Poales, Bromeliaceae. The record is from RefSeq and is a predicted model, not a curated record.
UGCACCCAUCCCCUUCCUAAUCCCGUCCUUAAUUUUCCCUUCAUCUCUCUCUAAAUAUCUCUCUUAUGGAUCAAACCCCAAAACCCGAGCCUAAAUGGCGCGGCGCGGUUCGAGCCAAGCUCGCGGGGCCGACGCCCGACCAGGCCUGGUCCUACCUCAAGGACUUCUGCGCCCUCGACCGUUGGAUCCCCACCCUUCACACGUGUCGCAAGGUGGAGGGUUCCGACGGCGAGGUCGGCUGUGUGCGGUACUGCGCCGGAUCCCUGAACCGGUCCGACCCGGCCGCGCCGGUGGGGUGGUCCAAGGAGAGGCUGGUGGACUUCGACCCGGUUCGGCGGAGCUACAGCUACGAGGUGGUGGAGAGCAACAAGGGGUUCGGGUCGUACGCGGCCACAAUCCGGGUCGGGUCGGACCCGGACGGGGGCUGCUGCGUCGAGUGGUCGUUCGAGUCGGAUCCGGUGAAAGGGUGGACGUACGAAGGGUUCACGUCGUACUUGGAGAGCCUGGCACGUGGCGUUGCGGCGAGGUUAGAAGCGGAAAUUAAUAAAAGCAACAAACAUGACAAGUAAUAUGUACGGCCAAUUGGUCAUGUAUCCUUUUGUUAUGUUAUUUUUGGGUGGAAGGUCAAUUGGAGGAAAAAUUCUAGAAUACAACGGGUAUAUUGGUAACGUGGCAUAAUAAAUUAAUCAAAUGUUUUU